AUGAUGGUUUCUGAUUUUGAUGCCUGCCACAUGACGGACAAAAGCUCAGCACAGAGUCGUCGGGGUCGUAGGACGGUGAUCCGAGGUCUUCUUUACCCAAUUCGACAGACAAAAGUCCAAGGCAACCCUCCUUCGCUAUCCGAUGAGGCUAAUCUAGGAAUCACCUCGACUCGCCUUCUCAAACGAAAUGAAAGAUAUGCCAGGAUGUCAUUUGAAUUAGAGCUAGAUCAGAACUUCGAGUCAUGCUACAUUAUUAAGGUCCAAGCUCCUAAAACUCUGCAUAUCGUAACUUCCGAUACUUCAGAAUAA
Messenger RNA from Protopolystoma xenopodis, 309 nucleotides. NCBI's taxonomy places the organism in Eukaryota, Metazoa, Platyhelminthes, Monogenea, Polystomatidea, Polystomatidae. The record is from the annotation of a GenBank genome assembly.